Molecule: messenger RNA, 665 nt
Organism: Fragaria vesca subsp. vesca
Lineage: Eukaryota; Viridiplantae; Streptophyta; Magnoliopsida; Rosales; Rosaceae
Product: 40S ribosomal protein S11-1-like
Exons: 6
Coding region: 81-563 (160 amino acids)
Biological process (GO): translation
Cellular component (GO): ribosome; cytosolic small ribosomal subunit
Molecular function (GO): structural constituent of ribosome
Source: RefSeq, a predicted model, not a curated record
CUGGUGCAUCUUAGGGUUUAGAGCUUAACUGCCGCCGAGCCUCCGCCGAAACUCACCUUCGUCUCUCCGAGCAAUCAAUCAUGGCCGAACAGACCGAGAAAGCUUUUCUGAAGCAGCCUAAGGUGUUCUUGAGCUCGAAGAAAACCGGAAAGGGAAAGAGACCUGGAAAAGGUGGCAACCGGUUCUGGAAGAGCGUCGGGCUCGGCUUCAAGACCCCGAGGGAUGCCAUCGAAGGGACAUACAUUGAUAAGAAAUGCCCAUUCACUGGGAAUGUCUCUAUCAGGGGACGUAUCUUAGCUGGUACUUGCCACAGCGCUAAGAUGAACAAGACCAUUAUUGUUCGACGGAAUUACCUGCAUUAUAUCAAGAAGUAUCAAAGAUAUGAGAAGAGGCACUCGAACAUUGCUGCACACGUGUCUCCAUGCUUCCGUGUGAAAGAAGGAGACCAUGUUAUCAUCGGGCAGUGCAGGCCAUUGUCCAAGACCAAGAGGUUCAAUGUGCUGAAGGUGAUUCCCGCUGGAUCGUCGUCAGCUUUUGGAAAGAAGGCUUUCACUGGAAGUUAAGUCUAAUUCUCAUGGUAGGGUGAUAUUGUAGAUGGUUUAGGGUGAACUGAUUAUGAACUUUGAGAAGACUAUUAAUGGUUAACGGUGCUGCCCAUUCUGUUG